Molecule: messenger RNA, 1322 nt
Organism: Setaria italica (foxtail millet)
Lineage: Eukaryota; Viridiplantae; Streptophyta; Magnoliopsida; Poales; Poaceae
Product: protein STRICTOSIDINE SYNTHASE-LIKE 5
Exons: 4
Coding region: 90-1193 (367 amino acids)
Biological process (GO): biosynthetic process
Molecular function (GO): strictosidine synthase activity
Source: RefSeq, a predicted model, not a curated record
UCACAUGGUAAACAAACCCGCUCCAGUUGUUCUCGGUUUCUCGCCGCCGCUGCACUGCGCCGCUGUGUCCAGUCUCAAGUCAAAACCAUAUGGCGAUUGGGCUCGGUUUCUUGAAGGCCGUGGCGCUGGUGCUGGCGCCGGUGGCGCUCGCCGUGGCGCUGUACAGUCCCCGUGACUUCUCGCCGGCGCCGUUGCCUCCGGAGUACUCGUACGGGCCCGACGUGUCCGCGCCGCGGCACGAGGCGCGCGCGCUGGAGCAGAGCGAGCGGGUGGGCGAGGGGCGCCUCCCGGGACCGGAGGACCUGGCGUACGACGCCGCUGGCGGGUGGCUGUAUACCGGGUGCGCCGACGGGUGGGUCAGGAGGGUGAGCGUGCCCGGCGGGGACGUCGAGGAUUGGGUACGCACCGGCGGCCGCCCGCUCGGCGUCGUGCUCGCCGCCGACGGUGGCCUGAUCGUGGCCGACGCGGACAUCGGAUUACUGAAGGUGAGCCCGGAGAGGAAGGUUGAGCUGCUGACGGACGCGGCAGAGGGCCUCGAGUUCGCGCUGACCGACGGCGUGGACGUCGCCGCCGACGGCACCAUCUACUUCACGGACGCGUCGUACAAGUACAACCUCGCCAACCACAUGACGGACGUCCUCGAGGCGCGGCCGCACGGGCGGCUCCUGAGCUUCGACCCGGCCACGGGGCGGACGGCGGUGCUCGUGCGCGACCUCUACUUCGCCAACGGCGUCGCCAUCUCGCCGGACCAGAGCUCCCUCAUCUACUGCGAGACGGUGGUGAGGAGGUGCUCGAGGUACCACAUCGCCGGCGACAAGAAGGGCUCGGUUGAGAAGUUCAUCGACAACCUACCGGGAUUCCCCGACAACAUCCGGUACGACGGAGAAGGCCGGUACUGGAUCGCCUUGUCCGCGGGGAGAACACUUCAGUGGGACCUGCUGAUGAAGUAUCCGUUCGUCCGGAAGCUGCUGUACCUCGUCGAGAAGUUCGUGGCGGUUCCACACGGGCUGAAGAACUCGGGGACGAUGAGCGUGACGCUGGACGGGGAGCCGGUGUCCACGUACACCGACCCGGGGCUCGCCCUCGCCACCAGCUGGCUCAAGGUCGGCAAGCAUCUGUACUACGGGUCACUAACGAAGACAUACCUCAGCAGGAUCGACGUCACCAAAUCAUCAGCUGAAUUGAACAAGUGACCCCUUACCCUUUUGUGCAAAUUAUUUGCUCUGACAUUACUUUGUAUUAUGAAAUCAUGUGAACUAGUGAAGUGGUCCGAGCAAAUGCGCUGCUAGUAUGGAAUCAUGUGUAUAUGUAUCAUUAUAUCA